This is a messenger RNA of Pisolithus orientalis, 599 nucleotides long. RefSeq names its product TATA binding protein-associated phosphoprotein. Gene Ontology annotation, biological process: negative regulation of transcription by RNA polymerase II; chromatin remodeling; RNA polymerase II preinitiation complex assembly. Gene Ontology annotation, molecular function: core promoter sequence-specific DNA binding; general transcription initiation factor activity; protein heterodimerization activity. The coding region runs from base 38 to 505 and encodes 155 amino acids. Gene Ontology annotation, cellular component: negative cofactor 2 complex. The transcript has 5 exons. Lineage: Eukaryota; Fungi; Basidiomycota; Agaricomycetes; Boletales; Pisolithaceae. The record is from RefSeq and is a predicted model, not a curated record.
AGCAUCGCAGCCUGGCCACCAUCGUGUAGAACCAACAAUGUCUGAUAGAGAAGGUCACAUAGGCCCAGGAUCGUCCGACGACGAUUUGUCGCUGCCCAAGGCGACAGUCGCAAAGAUGAUCAACGAGCUACUCCCAAGCGAUGUCACAUGUGCAAAGGAGACACGAGAUCUGGUCAUCGAGUGCUGUGUAGAGUUUAUUCACCUGAUAUCCUCCGAAGCAAACGAAAUAUGCGAGCAAGAGUCAAAGAAAACUAUAGCACCAGAGCAUAUCAUUGGCGCGCUCAAGCGUCUUGGUUUCGACUCAUUCACGACCGAGGUCGAAGACGUCCUGAAAGACCACAAACAGCAGCAAAAGGAUAGGGAGAAGAAGGCUGAUAAGAUAAAAGACUCCGGACUAACUCCCGAGGAAUUGCAAGCAAAGCAGGAGGAACUGUUUGCUCUCAGCCGUGCAAAAUUUGCGCAACCUCAGCAACAGCAACAGCAACUGCCACAACCCCAGACAUAGGACACUAGCAUUAUUUCCACCCUGGCUUAAUAUCCUUGCGUGCAUUUCUCUCCCACCUACAUAUAUUGUAUUGUCUGGACUGUAUACAUCAGCG